CUUGGGAUCGCCUUCGAUCGCCCCCAUGACAACGACCAAGACCCUCACGAUGCUGCGGUUCUCCGGCUGCAGUCUGCUGCUGCUCCUCCUCCUCUCCCCGCCUCUGGCCGGCGCCUCGCUGGCCGAGAUGGUGUUCCGCUGCCCGGGCUGCACCGCGGAGCGCCAGGCGCAGUGCCCGCGGCUCGCCGAGACGUGCGCGGAGAUGGUGCGCGAGCCGGGCUGCGGGUGCUGCCCGGCGUGCGCCCGGCAGGAGGGCGAGACGUGCGGCGUGUACACCCCGAGGUGCUCCACCGGUCUGCGGUGCUACCCGACGCCCGACUCGGAGCUGCCCCUGGAGCAGCUGGUGCGGGGCCAGGGCCGGUGUCGGCGCAGAGUGGAGCCCGAGACGGCCACCUCCAGCCAGGAGCAGCGGGAGCAAAGCAGCGGCGAGGCUGUGGAGCUGCAGCCCGAACUGGAUGUGAGCGAGAUCCCCACCAUCCGAAGGCCCACCAAAGAGACCACCUGGCUGGGACCCAAAGAGAGCGCUGUGCGCCAACACAGACAGGAAAUGAAGACCAAGAUGAAGACCAACAAGGUGGAAGAGGUGAGACCUACUCGGCCCAAACAGACGCAGUGUCAGCAGGAGCUUGACCAGGUCCUCGAGAGGAUAUCCAAGAUGCCCUUCAGAGAUAACCGAGGUCCCCUGGAAGACCUCUAUGCGUUGCACAUCCCCAACUGCGACAAGAGAGGGCAGUAUAACCUAAAACAGUGCAAGAUGUCUCUCCACGGUCAGAGGGGCGAGUGCUGGUGUGUGGACCCCCACACUGGCCGACGCAUCCCAUCAGCCCCGACCGUGAGGGGUGACCCCAACUGCAGCCAAUACCUUACAGAGCUGGAGCUGGUGCUGCCCGACACUGCCCAGAUUUAACGUGGCAUGAAAUGAUUGAAAACAAAGAAAAAACUUGGGAACAAUAAAAACAAAGAAAAAAAACAACAACAACUGAGUAAGCUAUAAGCUAUUUCUUUCUGUGUGUUUGUGUCUCUAGUUCAUCGGAUGACGUUGGGAUUUGAAAUCUUAACCACCAUGAAGGGUUAAAUGAUAGAAUCCAAGUUGUUGCAUAAGAUUUAACUUCAGACUAGAGUAAAGAGUAGACUCCUUUAACACAGGUAUUCAGUUGGAGCGUCUGUAACACUGCUUUUACUAAUGGUGACUGUCAGAGUGCUUUGUUAUCUGUGUUUUGUACUGUUGUGUGGCUAAAAAAAAAAAAAGAGAGAAAACCUUCAGUGUGUUGGGUGUUUUUAGGUGUGUUUUCGUGCUUCAGCUUGCAGACUACUGUUGCACCUCCCGCUAGUCUUUUGAGUUCAGCCUGGCUUUAAAUGCAGAGUAUCGACUAGUAGUUAAUGUUCAGCAGGACAUGAUAAAGAGCUAAUGCAAAUAAAAGAAAAAACAUGUUCAA
Molecule: messenger RNA, 1436 nt
Organism: Austrofundulus limnaeus
Lineage: Eukaryota; Metazoa; Chordata; Actinopteri; Cyprinodontiformes; Rivulidae
Gene: igfbp2a
Product: insulin-like growth factor binding protein 2a
Exons: 4
Coding region: 26-907 (293 amino acids)
Biological process (GO): regulation of insulin-like growth factor receptor signaling pathway
Cellular component (GO): extracellular region
Molecular function (GO): insulin-like growth factor II binding; insulin-like growth factor I binding
Source: RefSeq, a predicted model, not a curated record